CCUGAGGAUUUAUAACCGCAUCUCAUUCAUUUCGUUUCUGAUCAAAGAGGUGGCAGUGAAUACACGAUAAGAGGAGAAAAGGAGUCAGGCUUUGUCCCCGCUUUUAUUAGUAUAUCGACUUGCCCCCGUGACUUCUUUAUCUGCUGGUAAAAAAAGAAGCGUAAUGGAACGCAAAAUCCCCAACUUCGCUGGAAACUGGAAAAUGAAAAGCUCAGAAAAUUUUGACGAACUUCUGAAAGCUUUGGGAGUAAAUGUGAUGCUCCGGAAGAUUGCUGUUGCUGCAGCUUCUAAGCCAGCAGUGGAGAUUCGGCAAGAUGGUGAAACUUUCUACAUAAAGACAUCCACCACAGUUCGCACCACCGAAAUCAACUUUACAGUUGGGGAGGAGUUUGACGAGCAGACUGUGGAUGGAAGGCCUUGUAAGAGCAUGCCGAAGUGGGAUGGAGAAAACCGCAUCAAAUGUGAACAGACACUGCUGAAGGAAGGGCCAAAAACAUCUUGGACACGGGAGUUAACUAAUGAUGAGAGGCUUAUACUGACUAUGAGUGCCGAUGAUGUGGUCUGUACCAGGAUCUACGUGCGAGAGUGAACACAGCAAUGCACAGUCUGUCAUAAAUGUCUGCUAUUCAACAACCGUGGGCUUUGAAUUUCUUGCUGGCUGUGGGUGUAGUGGUUGACUGUGCUAUGACUUCUGCUUCCAUUGGACUACAACAUGUGAAGAGUGACACCAGAACAACAGCCUUUUACUUUGUGCCCAAGCCCCACUGACACCUCCACCCUGUCUAGUACCCUCAGGAGCCAAGCAGAAGCUGUAGGCCCACAGUGGGACUGGUGACAGUCAUCGGCAUGAGUGGCCUUGCAGCUCAAAUUCAUUGCUCAAUGUAAUUGGAAAUUAAAAUGCUAGCGACAUGCCAGAAUAACAUAAAUACCUGUAGCUCUCUAAGUAUCUUAAAUGGAAAUGUGUAGUCUGUAUUUCAUGUUUGUCUGUUCAGAGUGUUUUUUAAUUAGCCAAUUUGUUUUCUCAGUGUAAUCCCUGCAUUGCGUAUGUUUUUAUAAGUCAUAUUUAUUUUGAUAAUAUUUUAUACAUUUUUUAGUAACUUCUACUUGUGUCAUUUCCUGUGGACGUGAAACUUUGCCAAAAAUAAAGCACAGGUUAGACCAGAAAAAAAUG
This is a messenger RNA of Polypterus senegalus (gray bichir), 1171 nucleotides long. RefSeq names its product cellular retinoic acid-binding protein 2-like. NCBI's taxonomy places the organism in Eukaryota, Metazoa, Chordata, Cladistia, Polypteriformes, Polypteridae. The record is from RefSeq and is a predicted model, not a curated record. Gene Ontology annotation, cellular component: nucleus; cytosol. Gene Ontology annotation, molecular function: fatty acid binding. Gene Ontology annotation, biological process: fatty acid transport. Bases 164 to 589 code for a protein of 141 amino acids. The transcript has 5 exons.